GGGCCCUGUCUCGAACUUAAUAGCUUGCCCCUCAACAUGCUUUCAGGCGUUCUAAGAGCAUUAUCAGUUCUUUGAAAUGCAACCGAUGACGUCUGCAUGAUGUUCAGCAAUGGCCGGGAUUUAUCUUCGCCAACGUAUAUAAAGACAAGGUUCUUGUGUGAGAGUUUGCUGCAGAACUUCGAUCUGUAUUAGUACAGUAAGUCAUUUGGUCGUUUCACUUAGACAUCUUCGCUUCUGCUAACUGAUACGGGUUCUUCGAUACCAAGUCUAACAUGUCCGAAGUCCUUAAACAAGUUCAUUCAAGUAGCCUCCAUGACUUGCGUGGCGUUGUGGCCGUUAUCACUGGAGGGGCCUCAGGUAUCGGAAACAUGAUCGCAACGACCCUCCUGUCCAACGGUGCUACAGUGUUCAUUAUUGAUCGGAACCAAAGUCUUCUCGACAGCGUCACGAAGACGUAUAAUGACGCCGCACAGAAGACCAAUUUGCCUGGUCGUCUUAUUGGAGUCACUGGCGACAUAAGCAAAAAGUCUGAGGCAAAGCGCCUUGCCGAAGAGGUUGGCAAGCACACACCAUAUGUCACAGUCCUCUUUAACAACGCCGGUAUUUUGGACGGCUGUUUUUCUCCACCAAAAGCAGCCAAAGCCGCAGACUUCGUUGACGCGUUCUUCAACAAUGUUUCCGAAGAGGCAUUUGACAACGUCCUUCAUGUCAACGCCGUAGGCCCUUACUGGCUGACCUUUGCCUUCCUUCCCCUUCUGGAGAAGUGGAAAGAGCACGGAUAUGGCGAGGAAGGUCGGCGCUUCCCUCCUCAGGUUAUCAUCACCAGCAGUAUGAAUGGCUGGACAAAGGACACUGAUACUGCCGGCCGAAGUUACCCAUAUAUUUUCUCCAAAGCAGCUAUUGGCAAUGCUACAGCUACACUGGCUCGUGAACUUCUGCCUCUCGGUGUACGAGUGAACGGAAUUGCACCAGGUCUCUUCGUCUCUGGGAUGUCUGUUCCAGGAUCUACGGAUCCAACUGGUCAAUCUCAUGCCAAAAAGGACCUCAGUCAAUUCACAUGCAAAGUCCCUGUAUCCCAGCUUCCGGAAGAACUGGGUGGCCCUUCAAAUGUGGGAGGGUCUAGGAGGGACAUCGCCUCGUUAGUGUUAUUCCUCCUCAGCAACUGGUUCGUGAACGGAGAGACUGUUCUCAUUGAUGGAGGCACUUUGCUUGUUCACGCAUCUUCGUACUAAGCAAACAAUCCAAACAAUGUCGUCUCAUAUGCUUUUCGUAUUAUCCAUUUAUACCAGACCGCUCCCCAAUGUAUCGCGUUAGAAUCAGGAACAGCAGAUUAUUGCACAGCCAGGCUUGGGGAUUAACAGUGUAUAUAUUGAAUAGCCAAAAUUGAUACAAUACUUCUAUGAUACACAACAAUGUCCAGCCCUACAUACGCGCUAUACCGCCGCCAAAUGUCAUGACCUCGCUGUCAUAACUUCAUAGUACGCCGUAUACUCCUCUGGUGACAUCAACUCUUGGUGUUCCUCCGUCACCUGAGAGAAGGGCAUAGGCUGACCGUUUACUGUGAGAUCGUCAGCACCAUGUCACUUUGCUUGACGGGGCAUUGUUUGAACAUACCAUAGACCAUAGGAUCUUCCAAUGGUUCACCUUUAGCCUCCAUCGUAGUCACAUCAGCUUCGAACUCAACAGAAGCUUCUAUAUGAAGUGGACCGUUCGCAUAGGAAAGCGGGCUAGGCGCAUGUUCCCCAUUCAUCCUAGGAGUUUUAACAGGGCCACCAGCCCCAAUGUCUUCCGCAGACCGAGAUCGUUUUCGAUAUUCGUUGAGCGAGUCGAGGUACUCGAUAUUCGGUUUUAUGUCUUCCUCUUCCUCACCAAAGUCACUUCCUAAGUCCCCAGUCAGUGGUGUGACUUGGGCAGAGGGUGCAGCCGAAGCUUCGAG
Messenger RNA from Somion occarium, 1936 nucleotides. The record is from the annotation of a GenBank genome assembly. NCBI's taxonomy places the organism in Eukaryota, Fungi, Basidiomycota, Agaricomycetes, Polyporales, Cerrenaceae.